UGGGCGGUAGCACAAUACCCAAUUUUUUAUUAUUUUCAAUUGACUGUCUAAGGUCGAGACUUUCCUAGCUCCGAAAUCUCAUGCAGACACUCUCACUAGCCUUAAAAUCUUUGCCUAUUGGAUUUGUGACAGGGUAAUUGCAUGUGGAUCGAUUCAUCAAGCUUGAGUUUUUCAAAUUCUGUUUAGGUUACAAUAUGUUGAUGGUUUUUCAAAUUUUUGUUACCUUAUCUUCACUCAAUAUACUCUGAUCUACAGCUUCAUUGAACCUGCAGUGGUUUUUAUUUGUCAAGCGAUUCUUGUCAAUACAAUGAGUGCCAGCGCUGUGGAAUGCUACAGCUGUCAUGAGGUGGGACACAUGGCUCGUGCCUGUCCGUCAGCUGAGAAGAAUGAUUCAGAUACCACCAAAACUGAAAAGAGGAGUGGAGGAACGAGUAAUGGAAGUGGCGUUUUGAAGGAAUGGAGGAGCGACCGGCGGUGGUCAGCACCAUAGAGUGCUACAACUGCCACGAGACGGGCCACAUGGCGCGCAACUGUCCCACGGCCGAGCACAAGCCGUCGGGACCGGCGCCGGGCGCGGCCGGACGGGGCCGAGGCCGCGGCAGGGGUGGACGCACCGUGUUCAGAGAGAAGUGCUACAAGUGUAACCGGAUGGGCCACAUGGCGCGCGACUGCACGGCCGGCGAGGACGUGUGCUACCGGUGCGACCAGCCGGGCCACAUCGCGCGCGACUGCUCCAACCCGCAGGCGGAGCGGCGCGGCCGCGAGCCGCUCUGCUACAACUGUAACGGUACCGGCCACCUGGCGCGCGACUGUCCCGACUCGGACAAGACGUGCUACACGUGCGGCAAAAAGGGCCACAUCAGCCGAGACUGCGAGGUCGACGACCGCAUGUGUUACGUGUGUGGCAAGAGCGGCCACAUCUCGUCCGACUGCACUGAGGCCAGCGGCGAGGAGAAGAAGCGCAUGUGCUACACGUGCAAGUCAACCGAGCACAUCAGCCGGGACUGUCCCGACAACCCGGCCGCCGGCGAGGACUCCUGCCACAGAUGCAAGAAGACGGGUCACAUUGCCCGCAACUGUAUGAAGUGCUACACGUGCGGUGACUUCGGUCACAUGGCGCGCGACUGCUCCCGAGACGGCUAGAGGAGGCCGGGCCGGGCCUGCGGGCCGCAGCCAGAAGCACACGGCGGGUCGGUAGCGCCGUCCAUGGGGCCGGCGGCCGUCCGCGCACCGCGGCGCCGCCACACGGCUGCCCCAGAGCAGCGAGAGCAAAUUCACGACCGACAAAUUGGGGAGAGAAAGACGAGGGAGACGACGCAGACGAGCCGUCCAGACGGCCGCAGUCAGUUCGGAGACGUUCGGAGAAGACGGCGCGGGUGCGGACGCGCCGCGGCGGCCCCGGCCGAGUUGGAGCGGCGAGCCGGGGCCUGUCCAGACGGGGAGACAGACGACGGGUGGCGCGCGCGCGCAGCGUGCAGCGCCAGCUGCCGGCGGCAGCGGCAGCUCUAAUGCUUUCCUCACUUCUGUUGCGCCCCGGGCCGGCGCGGCGCCCGUCCCGGUGAGUCGGGAGGCCGCCGCCCGGGGUCGGUUUGUUCUUCACACCCUACUUUCGUGCCCCUCGUGAGGGGAUGCGUAGCUUGGUUUGUUCGAGCAAAAUUGCGUGCCUUGUAUUCGAUCAUGUUUCUAAGCAAUAAAUUGUUUGCGUCUU
Messenger RNA from Amphibalanus amphitrite, 1708 nucleotides. Its product is annotated as cellular nucleic acid-binding protein-like. The transcript is spliced from 7 exons. Bases 457 to 1143 code for a protein of 228 amino acids. NCBI's taxonomy places the organism in Eukaryota, Metazoa, Arthropoda, Thecostraca, Balanomorpha, Balanidae. Gene Ontology annotation, molecular function: single-stranded RNA binding; translation regulator activity; mRNA binding. Gene Ontology annotation, cellular component: cytoplasm. Gene Ontology annotation, biological process: positive regulation of cytoplasmic translation. The record is from RefSeq and is a predicted model, not a curated record.